CCAUGACACUGCGGAUCCUGCUGCUGGCGGGACUGCUGGCCGCAUCAUGCUGUUCCGGAUCCGAUAUACUCAUGAUCACCAUGGGCGGUACCAAAUCCCACAAGAUCCCGUUCUUGGAGCUGGCGAAAGGGCUCAUACCACGUGGUCAUAAUAUAACGUUUCUGAAUGGCUUUCCGGCGGACUUUACGCUGCACGGGCUGCAAGAGAUAACACCAUCGGGGCUGGUGGAGUACAUCCGGAACUACACGAAUUGGGAUCUGCUCGGGGCCCGAAUGCGAGGUGAUAUGCCGCUGUCCCUGUGGGAUGCUUUCCGAUAUUCGUGGCAGGUUUGCGAUGCAACGCUCGAGGACAAGGAAACGAUGGAUCUGUUGGGGCGUAAGUUUGACCUAAUGAUCUUGGACGGAGCAUUCCCGGAAUGUGCCCUAGGAUUGGUGUAUCGGCUCGGUGUACCGUUCAUGUACAUCAACACGGUUGGCUUCUACACCGGGUCGAUGUCUUGGGCAGGAAAUCCGGUACCAUACUCGACGACACCCGUCUUCUACCGGCCGGCUACGGAUGACAUGAACUUCUUCGAACGCUUGUCGAACACGUUCCACACGCUGCUUGCCGAUUCCGUGUACACGCCCUCGAUGCUUUACCUUCAGCACAUGGUACGCCGCCAUCUUGGUUCCGAUAUUCCAAACAUUUGGAGUCUUGGACGUAACGUAAGCUUUAUACUACAAAAUGGACAGGCGAGCGUUACCUAUCCCCGGCCACUGCUACCCAACGUAGCCGAAAUCGCCUGUAUACACUGCAAACCGGCCUCACCACUGCCGAAAGAUCUGGAAGACUUUAUUGCCGGUGCGGGCGAAUCGGGUUUCAUCUACGUUUCGAUGGGCUCGUCCGUAAAGGCAGCCAACAUGCCGGACCAUCUGCGUAAGCUGCUCGUCCAAACGUUCGCCCACCUGCCGUACCGGGUGCUGUGGAAGUAUGAAGCAAGCCCGGCCCUGCUUACCGACCUGCCGUCGAAUGUGCGAAUUGCACGCUGGCUACCACAACAGGACAUCCUUGGUCAUCGGAAGUUGCGUGCGUUCGUUACGCACGGUGGGCUGCUCAGCAUGUUCGAGACGGUGUACCACGGUGUGCCGAUCGUAACGAUGCCAGUGUUCUGUGACCAUGACGCGAAUGCAGCGAAAGCCGUCACCGAUGGGUAUGCGCUUCGGCUCGAGCUGGAGACGAUUACGAGCGAAAAGUUGAUACGCGCCAUCCACAAGGUUAUCCACGAUCCGCGAUAUCGCCGGGAAGCGAAACGACGCCAGAUUUUGCUGAAAGACCAAAGAUCUACACCACUCGAGACGGCCAUUUACUGGACGGAGUACGUGAUUCGUCACAACGGUGCUUACCAUUUACAGUCCCCAGCGCGUAAUCUCAACUUCCUGCAGUACUACUGUCUCGACCAGAUUUUAUUCUUCUUCGGAGUCGUGUACGUAAUGCGAACAUUGACCCGGCUCUAUCUGAACCCCCGAAUAGUUCAACUGGGCAAGGAAAAGCUGCACUGA
This is a messenger RNA of Anopheles maculipalpis, 1538 nucleotides long. It is a transcript of the gene Ugt50B3, whose product is annotated as UDP-glucosyltransferase 2. The record is from RefSeq and is a predicted model, not a curated record. The transcript is spliced from 6 exons. NCBI's taxonomy places the organism in Eukaryota, Metazoa, Arthropoda, Insecta, Diptera, Culicidae. The coding region runs from base 3 to 1538 and encodes 511 amino acids. Gene Ontology annotation, molecular function: UDP-glycosyltransferase activity.